CGAUGGGUGUGUUACCAUUAUAAAAGCAAAGACAUUUGUUCUGUUUAAGUCAGUACAUUCAUUGAUUUUAAUAAUACGAGUCGCUUGUUUUAGAAGUUUUUGUGUUCACACCGAAUAGUCUAAAAUAGUCUAAAAAUGAAUUCCAUUUUGAUUACACUUUCAACCGUGAUGGUGAUUGCCAACGCACAACACUUACCGGCAGCUCAAUAUCCUGCAGGAGUUGAUCCCGCACUUUGUCCGGGAUAUCCAAACUGUGACAAUGCUUUACUACACAAUGCAAAACAACAGCCUGCAUGGUCUCAACCUCAACCGCAAUGGUCAGCCCCAGCACAAAACUGGAACGUUCAACCAUCUGCCUGGAAUUAUCAAGCCCCUCAGUGGCAACAACCUGCUGCUAUUUAUGAACGUGUUUCAAAUGAUCUUUCAUCGGGAGGCGACAAAUACCCAGCUGGUGUCGACCCAAAUUCGUGUCCAAACUAUCCAUACUGUGAUAUCGAACUGUCAGCACGUUCUGCUCCAGUUGUAGCUCCAUUACCUGGAUGGAAUGAACGCUUAUAUCCUGCAGGAGUGUCACCACAAGAAUGCCCCAACUUUCCUUAUUGCCACUAGUAGAGUCUGGUUGUUAGUUUAAAAUUGUAUCUCAUUUAAUAAAAAAAAAUUGCAAGAAUGUAA
Molecule: messenger RNA, 672 nt
Organism: Bradysia coprophila
Lineage: Eukaryota; Metazoa; Arthropoda; Insecta; Diptera; Sciaridae
Molecular function (GO): structural constituent of cuticle
Source: RefSeq, a predicted model, not a curated record